Messenger RNA from Recurvomyces mirabilis, 924 nucleotides. RefSeq lists its product as uncharacterized. NCBI's taxonomy places the organism in Eukaryota, Fungi, Ascomycota, Dothideomycetes, Mycosphaerellales, Teratosphaeriaceae. The record is from RefSeq and is a predicted model, not a curated record. The transcript is spliced from 2 exons. The coding region runs from base 1 to 924 and encodes 307 amino acids.
AUGCCCGUACCCUUUGGAGUAUCUGUGGGCGACUUCGUAAGCGGCAUCCAAUUCAUCUACUCGAUUAUCGAGGCUGCCGAUGCAACAACUGGCUCCGUAGCUCAAUAUCAAGACGUUCUCGCCGCACUACAAAGUUCCCAAGAUGCAUUGCAGCAUCUACAGACGCUCUCACCAACUGGUCCCAAUAAGCAAGCUGUCACGGCGAUUCUGGACCGUUAUAGAAAGACCGUAAUUGCCUUCGGGCUCGCGAUAUCUGGUUACGAGAAGUCUUUCACGUCAAACCCAGCCAAGAAGUGGUGGCGCUGUCUUCCCAAGAAGGUCAAGUGGCAGCGCGCAUCUAUCGAGAAAGUACAGCUCUUUCGCUCCGAGCUGCAUGAACAUACCCAGGCAUUGCUCCUGAUAUCGCACUGUAUUGAACGGAGUAGGGGCCAUAGACUUGACUCGCAUACACAAACCACCAACGACUUGGCCGCUCUCCGAGACCAAGUAGACAAGCAAGCUGGUUUACAUCGCACCAAUCAGACAGCCACUGAACGAUGUCUCGGAGAACAGCACAAUCUACUUACUACAAUCAGCUCGAACGUAGAGCGCCACCUCGAACGACAAGACGAUGCUUUGGAGGAGCAGCAAAGUAUACUCACCACACUCAACACGACUGUUGACAACCGACUGAUUCAUCAAGACAACAUUCUUCAGCGGAUCACAGCCGUGGUCCUAAAGAAUCAGGAGUCUCUCCACGACCUACGGGCGGCAUUGACUCUGCUGUUCGUGUGUCUGAUGAGCAUGAUGAACCUCAUGAGUCGCAUGCUGGAGGCUAUUCCGCAAAGGAUAUUGACCAACGGCGCGGUGAUAUUCGAGGACGCACACGCCUUCACGUAUCCCAUCUACACCCAAUUCAUGGACUCCUGGGAUGCAAGUGCCUAA